This is a messenger RNA of Platichthys flesus (European flounder), 1791 nucleotides long. Its product is annotated as homeodomain-interacting protein kinase 1-like. Lineage: Eukaryota; Metazoa; Chordata; Actinopteri; Pleuronectiformes; Pleuronectidae. Gene Ontology annotation, biological process: peptidyl-serine phosphorylation; peptidyl-threonine phosphorylation. The transcript has 11 exons. The record is from RefSeq and is a predicted model, not a curated record. Bases 1 to 1791 code for a protein of 596 amino acids. Gene Ontology annotation, molecular function: ATP binding; protein serine/threonine kinase activity.
AUGUACUCAGGAUCAAGCUCAGCUGAUAGAGAAGAAAAAGCAGACAAGAAGAGACAGAAAGGCUGCAUAAGAAAAGACAGUCCCUCAGCCGGCAAGACUCCCGCUGAACCGCCAACCAGGAAGAUACCUCUACGAGAAAGACUCUUUGGGAAACCGGUGGAUAAGAAGAAGCAGCAAGACCGGGUUUCAAAAGACAGUCCCUCAACAACCAAGACUGCCACUGAAAAGCCAAUCAGUGAGAAACCCAGUGGUGACUCCACUGACAUUCCAGCAGCUGCAACAAGAGCAGCUAAAGGAAAGAAAAAGAUAUAUAAGAAGAAGCAGCAAGACUGGAUCCCAAAGGACAGUCCCUCAACAACCAAGACUGCCACUGAAAAGCCAAUCAGUGAGAAACCUUCAGAGAAACAUCUCUUAAAGAAACCAGUGGAAACGAAAACUGUUUUGAAUUCAGAUGGAGAACCAAGCUCCAUCUCAAGUGCGUUAAAUAUCAGUGAAGGAGACCUGAUCCCCUCCCCCACAACACAUUACGUUGCACAAAAAUACCUUGGCAACGGCGCAUAUGGAAUGGUCACCCAAUGCAGGAAUGUGACCACCGGUGAGACGGUGGCUCUAAAAAUCAUCGAAAGCCUCUGGGACAUUGACUAUGCACAAGUAGAGGAGGUCAUCCUUCAAAACAUGAAGAAGCUCAGCUCAGACAGGUUCAACAUCGUCAGAUUUUACGAGUCCUUCUUCUACAAGGAACAUUACUGUCUUGUGUUUGAGCUCCUGGAUAUGGAUCUGCAGAAAUUCAAACAGAUCAGCCCGGGUCAACACCUUCAGCUGAAGCAGAUUCGCCCCAUUCUGCAGCAGCUAGCUACAGCCUUGGACUUUUUGAACAUCGCAGGGAUCAUUCAUGCAGAUUUGAAGCCAGAUAACAUCAUGCUGGUGGAUCAUGUCAGGCAGCCACUCAAGGUUAAAGUUAUUGACUUUGGCUUAUCCUUUGAUGAUCCUGAGGAAAUGCUCGGUCAAACCCUCCAGACCUUGUGGUACAGGGCUCCUGAGAUUCUGUCUCUAGAUUCUUUCAGCGGGAAGAUCGACGUAUGGUCUCUCGGCUGCAUUGCUGCUGAGCUGUCAAUGGGCACACCGCUGUUCCGUGCCAAGGAUGAGGAAGAUUUGAUGAUGAAAAUUGCAUUUGCACGAAGAGAUCCAUGGCAAGGAGGAAACCUCCUACCACAUGCGUUCUGGCCAAGAUCUUGGUUGGAAGGCAGAUUUAUGAGGAAUCAUCCUGCCUGGUCUCAAGACGUCCAAGCGGAAUUUUAUGACCUGCAGUCCUUUAUGGACCUAAUGACUGAGAUGCUGAUGAUGAGUCAGUAUAAAAGAAUUACCCCCGCCAGAAUUCUCCAGCAUCCAUUUAUCACCAUGAGUCACCUUCAAGAUGGACAUCUGAUGGCCAGGAUCAGAGCUCUGAGGAUGGAGGACAUUGAUACCAGACCAGAAGACUCCCAAGCCAAGGUCAGAAGGAGUGAACGACUGGCAGCCACUCGAAAGGGCACAAGUGGGAAAACUGGCCCAUACCAGUCCAAGAGGAUGAGAGAGAGGCAUGAUCCCUCAUCCAUUGGCAAGCCCUCAAGAAAGAAGAGACACAUGGGCCCUAAUGGAAUGAGAGACUCCCAAGACGAAGUCAGAAGGAGUGAACGACUGGCAGCCAUUCGAAAAGGUGCAAGUGGACAAACGGGCCCAAUCCGGCUCAAGAGGAUAAGAGGGAGAGACGACAGUGUUGGACGAAACCGGUUCAUGGCGAGAAGAGGAUAG